GCUGCACCGCCCCUUACAGCCGGGAGGGCGGCUCAGCUCGCCUCGCCUUCGCCCGUGACCAGCCCUGCGCGGGGGGAGCCGCCGCCGCCGCUGCUCUCUUUGUGGCCGCGGCUACCGCUUCACCGCCGCGGGGACGCCCCCUGCGCCUCGGCUGCUGAGGAGGUCGCUGCUGGGAGAGGUUCGUGGGGAGGCGAGCCCCAGCGCGGUGCAGCCAUGGGGCUGCAGCCGCUGGAGUUCAGUGACUGCUACCUGGACAGCCCCUGGUUCAGGGAGCGGGUUAGAGCCCAUGAGGCCGAGCUGGAGAAGACCAAUAAGUUCAUCAAGGAGUUGCUAAAGGAUGGGAAAAACCUGAUCGCCGCCACUAAAAACCUUUCAGCAGCCCAGAGAAAAUUUGCCCAUUCUCUGAGAGACUUUAAAUUCGAAUUCAUUGGUGAUGCAGAGACAGAUGAUGAAAGAUACAUAGAUGCAUCACUUCAUGAGUUUUCAAACUUCUUAAAAAAUCUGGAAGAGCAAAGAGAAAUUUUGGCACUCAGUGUUACUGAAACUCUGAUCAAACCUUUGGAAAGAUUUAGGAAAGAGCAGCUAGGAGCUGUAAAGGAGGAAAAGAAGAAGUUUGAUAAAGAGACAGAGAAGAACUACAGUUUAUUAGAAAAGCAUUUGAAUUUAUCAGCAAAGAAGAAAGAGCUACAAUUACAAGAGGCAGAUAACCAAGUGGAGCAGAAUAGAAAACACUUCUAUGAGCUGUCCCUUGAGUAUGUGUGCAAGUUGCAAGAGAUACAGGAGCGGAAGAAAUUUGAGUGUGUGGAACCUGUGCUGUCAUUUUUCCAGGGUUUGUUCACUUUCUAUCAUCAGGGAUAUGAGCUUGCUAAAGAUUUCAGUCAUUACAAAAUGGCCCUGCAGAUAAAUAUACAAAAUACACGAAAUCGUUUUGAAGGAACAAGGUCAGAAGUAGAGGAGCUCAUGAACAAGAUCAGAAGAAAUCCUCAGGAACAUAAAAGAGCAAAUCACUUCACGAUGGAAGGCUAUCUCUAUGUACAGGAAAAAAGGCCUGCUCCCUUUGGUUCCAGUUGGGUGAAGCACUAUUGCACGUAUAGGAAAGAGACAAAGAAGUUCACCAUGAUCCCAUUUGAACACCGAUCAGGGGGAAAAGUUGGUGAUGAGGAACUCUUUGUCCUUACCUACUGUACCAAAAGAAAUAUAGAUACUAUAGACAGGCGAUUCUGUUUUGACUUAGAAGCUUCAGACAGGCCUGGAGUUCCCGUGACCAUGCAGGCGUUUUCUGAGGAAGACAGGAAGCUGUGGAUGGAAGCCUUGGACGGAAAAGAAGCUCUAUUCAUCAGUACGAAUAGAGCAAAUGCAAAACGAGAGGGAAGUGCACAAUUGGAUAAAAUAGGGUUCACCAUCAUCAAAAAGUGCAUCAGUGCUGUUGAAACACGAGGUAUAAAUGACCAAGGAUUGUACAGAGUUGUGGGGGUGAGUUCAAAGGUCCAGAGACUUCUGAGUUUGUUGAUGGAUGCAAAAACCUGCAAUGAAGUUGACCUGGAAAACUCUGUAGAUUGGGAAGUGAAGACAAUUACUAGUGCUAUGAAGCAAUAUCUGCGAAGCCUUCCAGAGCCACUGAUGACCUACGAGUUGCAUGGAGAAUUCAUCGUUCCUGCCAAAAGUGGGAGUCCUGAAUCUCGAGUUAAUGCUGUUCAUUUCUUGGUCCAUAAACUCCCAGAAAAGAACAAAGAGAUGCUGGAAAUUUUGGUGAAACAUUUAGCAAAUGUUUCAAAGCAUGCCAAGAGGAAUCUAAUGACUGUGGCAAAUCUAGGAGUAGUAUUUGGACCAACCUUAAUGAGGCCACAGGAAGAAACUGUAGCAGCCAUCAUGGACCUGAAGUUUCAGAAUAUUGUCGUUGAAAUCCUGAUAGAAAAUCACGAGAAGAUUUUCAAAACCCUGCCUGAUGCCACUUUUCCUGAGCCAAUCUCUAUGUCAGUAUCUCCUCCAAAUGCCCCACCAAGGCAAUCAAGAAGACAAGGACAGCGUAUUAAGAGGCCUCUGGCUGUUUACAAUCUCUGUCUUGAGCUGGAUGAUGCUGACAGUCACAGCUCUCCCAGAGAAGACACCCCAACUGGGAGCAUGGAUUCUCUUUCUUCCCAGUCUCCAACACCUGCCUUCCCUAGUAGUCCGCCUGGGCUCCUGGAUGGAAAUCACCUUAUUAUGGACAGCGGAGACCUUGCAGGCUGGACAACGAAUCUUCCUGGUCAGAGCCGCCCAUCGAUGGUAUCAUGGAUGAACACUCCGUCUGCUAACCCAGCUGCCACGAAUACUCCACCAUCCGCUUUCUUCUUCCCUAACCCUGCCCCUGGGAGUGACAAAGCAGUGGAAAGUGUUGCCCACCGAAAAGCAAGAGCAGUUUAUCCAUGCGAAGCAGAACAUAGCUCUGAAUUAUCAUUUCAGAUAGGAGCAAUAUUUGAAGAUGUGCAAUUUUCCAGGGAACCAGGAUGGCUAGAAGGCACGCUAAAUGGCAAGAGAGGACUUAUUCCACAAAACUAUGUUCAGUUUUUAUAGCUUUGUGCAUUGAACGCCAAGAAGGUGUACAUGGUAUCCAUGGAUUUUUGUUAUAGUCACUUCUCCCUACUUUUGUGACUGCUUUUAAUCAACGAAGAGCCUGACUAUGGGUUGAAGGUCCUGAUCUGUAUAAAGACAUUAAGUGUUGCCAAAUAUAAAUUACAAGAAAAGAUUCUUUAAGGGUUGGAAUGGGUGGGGGGACAAGAAUGGGGGAUGGAGGGAUAGGUUCAUUUUCUAAUAGGGUGCUUUUUUCCAUUGUAAAGAGCAGUAGUGGUACAUUUGCUUGAGAGAUGCCUAGCAUUGUAAGUCAAAUAUUUGGUUGAUUCUGACUCAAGUUUCAGUUUAAGAAGAUUUUUAUAAACUUAGUGUCAUCAUAGAAUCCCAGACUGGCUUGGGUUGGAAGGGACCUUAAAGCUCAUCUAGUUCCAACCCCACUGCCACGGGCAGGGACACCUUCCACUAGACCAGGUUGCUCAAAGCCCCGUCCAACCUGGCCUUGAACACUGCCAGGGAUGGGGCAGCCGCAGCUGCUCUGGGCGCCCUGUGCCAGUGACUCACCACCCUCACAGUGAAGAAUGUCUUCCUCAUAUCUAAUCUAAAUCUACCCUCUGUCAGUUUAAAGCCAUUCCCCCUUGUCCUAUCACUACAUGCCCUUGUAAAAAGUCCCUCUCCGGCUUUCUUGUAGGCCUGCUUUAGGUAUUGGAAGGCUGCUGUAAGGUUUCCCCUGAGCCUUUUGGAGAUUAUUCCUAAAAAAUCAGCAUUUUUAACAUAAUAUUAUCUGGGGUUGGAAAAUACUGUUGGAUAAAAAAAAAAAUAUCAUGCUGACAAAUUACAUUUCAAAGCAGAAUAGAUGAUAUGGAACAGACACCAGUAAGUAAAAUAAUAGGUAUCAAGACAUGACAUUUUUCAAAUGUCUUCAAAGAACACAUUCGUUUAUGUUGUGUGUAUGAUUUCAUUUAUUUUAUAAAGAUAAGGCACAUGAACUUUUAUUACAGGCUCCUAUAUGUCAUGGUUCCUUUGCUACUCAAAAAUAUCACUGUAAAUGAAAUAAAAUGUUAUUUGCUCUUUGACCUAAGUCAUUCCUACGUUGGAGGAUAUUUUGCUCUAGUUCUGUUAAGUUUCGAUGUGAAAUAAUUACUGGCAGCUCUAUGCAGCAAGCCUCAAGCAGGUUCCAAAAUGGAUGCGGAACUGUCCUCACUUAAAAUAGCCAACUCGGCAAGCUCAAGCCAAAACCAAAAGUGAAUCUCUGGCUGUGGGCCUUACACGUCCUAGAGGCAUCUUGUGUUUUAUCCAUUUUCUGUCUGUCUAGCUCCUCCUUGAGCUCCCCUUUCUUCCUCCCCUGUGGUUGUCAAUUGUAAGGUCCUAAUGGUGCUUCAUAGUAUCAGGAUCCUCAAGUAACUGCCUCGUAAUUUGUAGAACUAUUUGAGCAGUAAGAAAGUUACCUGUGGUCUUAGAAAAAGCUUCCAGAAAUCUUGUGGUGUAUAAAUCUGUGCCUUGCGAUUAAAAAGAAAGAAACAAGUUACAUGCAGUUUUAUCAUUAAUCUUUCUAUUUUUCUCUUCCUCAAGUUAAGACCCUCUGGGAGGCAGUGGAGAGGAUGCAGGAAAAUAUGACGGGAUGACAUGCUAGUACAGGCUCGCUUAUUUCUUAAAUUGGACUCCAUGGAUUUGGAGUCAUUUACUGCAAAUAUACUUAGCUUGCAAGUUUUUCUAACUAAUGUGAUUAGUAACCCAGUUAAUGGUUAAUGCUGCCUUAAGGCUGAGAUGGCUUUUUUCCUCCUGCAGAUUUAACUCCAUACCAUUAUUUUGUUCCUUUGCCCAGACUGCACAGACCAUUGGAGUAUGCACAAAUCACUUCCAGCUGGAGAAAUGGUGGGCCAAGCCAAUGCAGCUCUCCAGCACUAAACCUCAGAGCUCGGAGGAGUUCCGUUUGGUGUAUUCUGCUGGUAUUUGGGCAGUGACUCUCUGCCAUGCAGCUUUUAGGCAGUUCUUGUCUUGGCAUAGUGGCUGAGUCACCCAGGCACUGAAGAUGACUUUUGGACUUCUCCGAAGGACAUCCAAGUUCUUUAAUUUACUCCUUGACUCAGUAGUAAGGAAAUAGUUGCACCAGUACAUACAGCAACAGAUUGCAGGUUUCCUUACUCAGAUUUGUUCAUAUGGCAAGGCCCUGUUCUGGCUGUGUAUUGUGUCGCCUGGGCCUGUGGCUCAGUCGGCUCAUUUGUGGCCUUGAAGAGUCACUCCGGAGACAGGAUGGUGUGGCCGGGUUGUGGCCAGACUCGUUUUUCUGUGGAAAAUGUUGAAAGAGGGAGAAUGUAAAUCUUUGGUAUUAGCCUAGUAGGGGCAUGGCAGCUGGGUAUGCUGGCUUGUCACACAGCAAAGCUGUGGUAACUUGAAGCUUACAAGCUUUUUAAGUUGCUUCCAUUUGGUUCAUUGUUGUUUUAAACCUGUAAUGCAUGUUUGAUCUUGUCCUGGAUGCUGUCUUCCAAAGCUCUCAAUGUAUUUCUCAGCUCUAGAGCUGGGUUAUGUUUUUUUUUUUCUUUUUAACUGAGGUGGUUUAAAAAGGCAGGUAGAGAGGGAAUAAUAGACUUGGUGUCUCUUCCAUCCGGUCCUGUGACCUUUUUUGCCUUUAGGUGAGAUGUUUGGAGACUCCCAUUACUUCCUGGAGCCACGCAGAACCCAAACAAGAGGAAAACUUCUCUACUGAGCAGUCAUACACUGAGCAGAGGUUUCCUUCUGAUGGCCAGAUUUAUCUAUCCUGUAAUGAAAGUAAGUGUUCCUGCUCCACUGCUUACACUUUAUCUAGCUGGGCCUCUGUAAUUGUAGCACAGAAAAGACUUGGGGAGAAACUUGGAACAGAGAUUCUCAUUCUCUUAACCCAUUUCAGAAUUCUUACCUGGUUUGCAAUUUAAAGAGUUGCUGACAGAGGGCUUGUGUAGGCUGUAAAUGCACCAGUGUUAAACGUGGUUUAACUGAAAGUCAUCACUGGAGUUUCACCUUUUAGGCUGAAUGUACCUUGGACACAUCUUCUACUCCAGAGUUCAAGAGUGUGCCCUCACCUGUGCCUGCAGGAACCCACAGCAAACAGAAGGCAGGUGCGAGAAUUUUUGGCAAUAAAAGGCAACUGGCCGCCAUGAAGACUACGGGUACUCAGUGUCUAUGAAAAUGAAGUCUUCUGCCCAGAGGGAAAAGAUCAGCCAUGAACUAUUGUAUCUCUAAUUCUCAGCUGGAUACACACCGUUCAUCAUUAAAUCAGAUUAUUUGGUUAACUUCAGUGCACUCUCCGGGGGUUGCAACCUACAACUGCCAGAGCAGCUGAUGGUUUUAGCUCAACAACAGGCUUCUGUGUCACACUGCAGUAUUUCAGGUUUUAUAGCAUCACAGGCCUUAUGAAACUGUUGAUCUGGUAAGGCAUUUCUAUUUAUAAAGGCAUUUUUUUAAUACACCCCCCCCCACCCCCCCCAGCUUUUUUCUGCUUAAUAAUCAUUAAAAUAUAGAGACAGUAGUUAAAGGAAGUAUCUCUUUUGGAAAAAAACCCUAAACCCUAAAUUCUCCAUUUCCACAGUGGCACCUAACAGCAGUUUUGCUUUCUCUCAGUGGACUAAGCAUGAUCCUGAGAAUUUUAAAGACAAAAAUUUCUAUUUAGCUUCUCAAUGACCAAGUAGGAAGCUUUGUUCUGCAACACCACAAGCACUGUCUACUGCACCAUGGCCCUCCUUUGGCUUCCUCUGGCUGGCAAAAAGGUGGUCAUGGAUGAAAUCAUAUCUCAGUUCUCCCAAAUGGCAGCUGACAGCCAUUUUGUUACCCUAAUAGAGGUGGUCUCCAGCUGUAACAGGGAUGCAAGCUGAAGGACAAAAUGGCAUACGGGUACCAAGAGCUUUUUGCUAUGUGGGGAAAAAAUACCGUGUGUCUUCUAAGCACCAAUAAAUUUAGCCUGACUUGUUCUACCUUG
Strigops habroptila (Kakapo) is the source of this 6499-nucleotide messenger RNA. RefSeq names its product Rho GTPase activating protein 10 (gene ARHGAP10). The record is from RefSeq and is a predicted model, not a curated record. The coding region runs from base 214 to 2553 and encodes 779 amino acids. Lineage: Eukaryota; Metazoa; Chordata; Aves; Psittaciformes; Psittacidae. Gene Ontology annotation, cellular component: cytoplasm. The transcript is spliced from 26 exons. Gene Ontology annotation, biological process: signal transduction. Gene Ontology annotation, molecular function: GTPase activator activity; protein binding.